This is a messenger RNA of Protobothrops mucrosquamatus (brown spotted pit viper), 1666 nucleotides long. RefSeq names its product laminin subunit beta-1. The transcript is spliced from 8 exons. The annotation marks the transcript as partial. NCBI's taxonomy places the organism in Eukaryota, Metazoa, Chordata, Lepidosauria, Squamata, Viperidae. Gene Ontology annotation, cellular component: laminin trimer. The record is from RefSeq and is a predicted model, not a curated record. Gene Ontology annotation, molecular function: extracellular matrix structural constituent; integrin binding. Gene Ontology annotation, biological process: cell migration; substrate adhesion-dependent cell spreading; basement membrane assembly.
GCGCCCUGGACAGCAUCACCAAAUAUUUCCAGAUGUCGCUGGAUGCAGAAAAGAGAGCCAACGCCUCCGUUUUGCUUCCCGGAAGCCUUGUUGAGCAGUCCGCCGAAAUGCGCCUGGAAGUGGAGAGCUUGAUUAACGAUACCGAGGCCGCCUUCAAGUCUACUCAGGAAGAGCAAUCCCGUCUCUUGGAUGAGCUGGCAGGCAAGCUGCAAAGUCUGGACUUGGCUGAAGUGUCGGAGAAGGUGUGCGGGACUCCCCCGGGGGCUUCUUGUGUCGAUUCCCCCUGUGGCGGGUUGAGUUGCCACACUGAAGACGGGAUGAAGCAUUGCGGAGGGCCCGGGUGCGAAGGCCUGGUGACGGUGGCCCACACCGCCUGGCAGAAAGCCAUCGAUUUCGAUCGAGACAUCUUGAGUGCGCUGGCGGAGGUGGAGCAGCUCUCCAAAAUGGUUUCAGAAGCCAAAGAAAGAGCCGACGAAGCCAGGCAGAACGCCCAAGACGUUUUGCUGAAGACCAACGCCACCAAGCACCAGGUAGACAGGAGCAACGAGGAUCUCCGGAAACUUAUUCAGCAGAUCAGAAUGUUUUUGACGAAAGAGGGUGCUGAUCUUGAUAGCAUCGAAGCCGUCGCUAAUGAAGUUCUCAACCUGGAGAUGCCCAGCACACCUGAACAGCUGCAAACCCUGGCAGAUAACAUUCGCGACCGUGUGGAAAGCCUGUCUGAUGUGGAGACCGUCCUUCAGCAGAGCGCCGGAGAUAUCGCAAGGGCGAAGGCGUUGUUAGACGAAGCUAAGAAAGCCAGCAAAAGCGCGACGGAUGUGAAAGUCACGGCGGAUAUGGUCAGAGAAGCGUUAGAAGAAGCUGGCAGAGCCCAAACCACAGCUGGAGAUGCCAUCAAACUGGCAGAGAAAGAUAUUGAAGGAACGCAAGGCUUGCUUGCCUCUAUUGCCUCUGAAACCGGCUCCGUGGAAGACCGUUUGGGGAACGCGACCCUGCGUAUUGCAGAACUGGAGAAGAACGUGGAAAUGCUUAGAGAGAAGGCAGCUACCAACGCAGAGGAUGUAAAAGCCGCGGAAGAAAACAUCGCGGUGGUUAAUCGAACAACCGCAGACGUUCAAAAAAUACUAGAUGACAGUGUGAAUGAGAAAUACAAAACGGUAGAAAACUUAAUUGCCAAGAAAACAGGCGAGUCUGCAAACGCCAGGAAGAAAGCGGAAGAGCUGCAAAACGAAGCUAAAAUUUUGUUAGAGCAAGCAAACAGCAAACUCCAGCUUCUCAGAGAAUUGGAAGACACGUACGAAAAAAAUCAAAAAAUCCUGGAAGAGAAAGCUAAACAAGUCAUGGAACUGGAGGAGACCGUCCGAGGCCUCUUGCAAGCCAUUAGUCAAAAAGUCGCAAUUUACAGCACCUGCUAGAAAUUGGAAAAGGGAACAGAGAAGGGAAAAAACAAAACCAAAAUACGUUUCAAUGGAUGAUAGGUCUUAACCCGAUAACGGAACCUGUCGCGACCUGACCAACGUUUUUCUUGUUUUGUAAAAUAAAAUGCUACUUUGUAACCAAGCACAUGCCUCGUUUAACCCUAGUUUUAGCCUCAUUCCAAUGUUAAUUACUUUUUUUUAAAUUAUCCCAAAUAGUAAUUAACCCUUUUGAAUUCUGCUAAUAAAAUCCU